AUGGGUGACCUUCAUGUCGUGGUAGCCAUCUGCAAGAAGCGCCCCGGCGACGCGCGGCACUGGAUCCUGAUGCUCGCCGAGGACGACGCAGAGAACGCCACGUGGUACCACUCGGUAGACGGGCCGACGAAGGGCAAGCCGUACAAGCUCGACAUCGCGGUGAAGCGAUUCCGGAGCCAGGGCGUCGACAAGCACUACAAGAUCGCGACGAUCCCGGCCAAGGAGAAGAACAAGGUCAAGGCGGCCGCGCAGAACACGCCCGUCAAGUUCUGCCAGCGAUGGGUCGUCGACGUGCUCGCCGUGCUCGAGAAGAAGUCGCUCGUGCCCCAGGGCACGGCACAUACCUGGUACAAC
Messenger RNA from Chaetomium strumarium, 354 nucleotides. RefSeq lists its product as uncharacterized. Lineage: Eukaryota; Fungi; Ascomycota; Sordariomycetes; Sordariales; Chaetomiaceae. The annotation marks the transcript as partial. The record is from RefSeq and is a predicted model, not a curated record. The transcript has a single exon.